CCAGACUGGUUUCUGUUGACGUCUUUAAAACUCCUCCUCUUCAUUCACAGAGAAGAGCAACUGGUCUGAAAUGUUUAGCAUGGCCGCUGUUCUCAGGAGUGCCGAUGUUCAACUAAUACUUAGAUCUUAGUGUAAAUACAUUAAGCUGGCAGAUAUAUAGUCAACAGUAGUCUAGUACAAUUUAAAGCAGCUCUGACAGCUCCUCCAGAAUUUCCCCAUGAGUCGAGUCUGGAUCUACCUGUUCCCUGCGCUAUGUGCGCUUGUCUUGCCAGGUGUACAUCAGGUGAAGGGAAUUGAGGUGCUUACGUCCCCAGAGUUGGAGGCAGUCAAUGGGACAGAUGUACGGCUCAAAUGUACAUUUAAAUCUACCCAUCCGCUCUCUGAAAACAGUGUCUCUGUAUCCUGGACCUUCCGAGGACUUGGAAAGACUGGAGAAGAAUCGUUUUUUCAUUACAAAGGACAGGCAUAUCCCCCGGAAUUUGGCACAUUUAAGGAUCAUGCUGUAUGGUCGGGUAAUGUAAUGAAGGGUGAUGCAUCCAUCACGCUGAAGAAUGUGCAGUUCAACUUUAAUGGUACCUACAUCUGCCAAGUCCAAAAUCCGCCUGACUUCCAGGGCUUUGCAGGCGAGAUCAGCCUCAGAGUCGUUCAAAAAGUUUCAUUCUCUGAAAUUGGAAUACUGGCGAUAGCUGUGGGUGGAUGCAUUGGUGUCAUUCUCCUGAUCCUCAUCAUUUAUAUUGUUGUACGGGUUUUCCGGAGACGGGGCAAUGACACGGAGAUUGAGAUGGAGAACCACGGAUCCAAGGAUCAGGUGCUGUGAGAGAGGAUGCCUGACUCAGGGUUUUAGCGAGUCUGUGCUGUUAGUUUUCUGUCUGGACUAACCCAUUUCCAAUACUAGUGACACAUAAGACAUUUUUACACAGGAUUUUCUAAUUAUAUGAUAUAACAGAGUAUCUAAAUGGCACAUAGAAGCUUACUUUUUUCUACUAAUAAUUUUACAGAGAUAUGUUUUUAGUUAUCAUUAAAAAGAAUGUCUUAUUUUACUUUUUAUGUAUGAAAGCUUAAGGUGAGGUACCUUUUUAUACAUAAAAUAAGAUAAUCUAUCAUUUAUAUUCUUAAGAAGAUAUGAGAAGUUUUUGUGUAUAUAUAUUCUGACUUUAUCGACUGUUGCUGCCAAUAAGAAUGAUUGAGAAAUGUUGUCAUUUUGUAUUCUGAGUUUGUCUGUUGCACUGCCUUAUGGCAGUUUGUACAGUCAUGAAUAUGGUCUGCAUCUGUGUUUAGGUGUGUUUCUGUACGUACAUUAAAUGUGGUUCACAAACGUGCAAAAAAAAAAAAAAAACUAUCCUUUUAAAAUAGCAAUAUGAUUUCUAAAUUCAGUAAGAACUUUUCUAAAUAUGUAUAGAAUGAAUGGAUGAAAUAGAAACUGCAUGAAAAAAAAUGAACAAAUUUAAUAUUUGGACCUUUAUUGUUCUUUGUACUGCCUAUCUUACUGUAUAAACCUCAAAUCUUCAGUGUUCUGGGAUUCUUUGUUCAUCAGUGCUGCGAUUAGGAUUUUGCUCUUUAGAAAAUAUUUCAAGUGAAUAAAUGUAUCCUUUAAACCUACUUUGAAAUGAAAUACUGUAAAUCUCUCUUCAUUUCAAAUUAGUUUUGAUCUUUUUACAAGUUGUCCCCUUAGAAUUAUAAGGUUCUAGCUUCAUUCUGAGAUAUUAAGCUUCAAAUGUUUUUGUAUUCCAUUCGACUGUGUAGAGAACCUUUUUUUUUUUUUAAAUAAAAGGUCCCAAAAUGUUCACAACAUUACAAAAUCUGUCACAUAAUGUAAAUAGUUUGUCACAGAAUAUGAAUAAUUAAACUGAAAAAAAUGUCAAAUAAGAACCUUAUAAUUCCAAGGGGUUUUGUACAUUUUACAAUUUUUGUGUGUGUGUGUGUGUGAAUGUUAUGUUCUCUUUGAAAUAUUGAUAUGAAGCUUGUUCCAAAAUCAAUAAAAAUACAACUUUUAGUUUUUUUCUAA
Molecule: messenger RNA, 2005 nt
Organism: Carassius auratus (goldfish)
Lineage: Eukaryota; Metazoa; Chordata; Actinopteri; Cypriniformes; Cyprinidae
Product: myelin protein zero-like protein 2
Exons: 4
Coding region: 218-817 (199 amino acids)
Biological process (GO): cell-cell adhesion
Cellular component (GO): plasma membrane
Source: RefSeq, a predicted model, not a curated record